AUGUGCUCACCACUCUCUCUACCAUCUCAUGUGCUCACCACUCUCUUUGCCAUCUCAUGUGCUCACCACUCUCUUUGCCAUCCCAUGUGCUCACCACUCUCUCUACCAUCUCAUGUGCUCACCACUCUCUCUACCAUCCCAUGUGCUCACCACUCUCUCUACCAUCUCAUGUGCUCACCACUCUCUCUGCCAUCCCAUGUGCUCACCACUCUGUCUGCCAUCCCAUGUGCUCACCACUCUCUCUGCCAUCUCAUGUGCUCACCACUCUCUCUGCCAUCUCAUGUGCUCACCACUCUCUUUGCCAUCACAUGUGCUCACCACUCUCUCUGCCAUCUCAUGUGCUCGCCACUCCCUCUGCCAUCUCAUGUGCUCACCACUCUCUUUGCCAUCUCAUGUGCUCACCACUCUCUCUGCCGUCUCAUGAGCUCACCACUCUCUCUGCCAUCCCAUGUGCUCACCACUCUGUCUGCCAUCCCAUGUGCUCACCACUAUCUCUACCAUCUCAUGUGCUCACCACUCUCUCUGCCAUCCCAUGUGCUCACCACUCUGUCAGCCAUCUCAUGUGCUCACCACUCUCUCUGCCAUCUCAUGUGCUCACCACUCUGUCUGCCAUCCCAUGUGCUCACCACUCUCUCUACCAUCUCAUGUGCUCACCACUCUCUCUGCCAUCCCAUGUGCUCACCACUCUGUCAGCCAUCUCAUGUGCUCACCACUCUCUCUUCCAUCCCAUGUGCUCACCACUCUCUCUGCCAUCUCAUGUGCUCACCACUCUCUCUGCCAUCCCAGCCAUCUCAUGUGCUCACCACUCUCUCUGCCAUCUCAUGUGCUCACCACUCUCUCUACCAUCUCAUGUGCUCACCACUCUCUCUGCCAUCCCAUGUGAUCACCACUCUGUCUGCCAUCCCAUGUGCUCACCACUCUCUCUGCCAUCCCAUGUGCUCACCACUCUCUCUGCCAUCUCAUGUGCUCACCACUCUCUCUGCCAUCUCAUGUGCUCACCACUCUCUUUGCCAUCCCAUGUGCUCACCACUCUCUCUACCAUCUCAUGUGCUCACCACUCUCUCUACCAUCUCAUGUGCUCACCACUCUCUCUGCCAUCCCAUGUGCUCACCACUCUGUCUGCCUUCCCAUGUGCUCACCACUCUCUCUGCCAUCUCAUGUGCUCACCACCCUCUCUGCCAUCUCAUGUGCUCACCACUCUCUCUACCAUCUCAUGUGCACACCACUCUCUCUGCCAUCCCAGGUGCUCACCACUCUGUCUGCCAUCCCAUGUGCUCACCACUCUCUCUGCCAUCUCAUGUGCUCACCACUCUCUCUGCCAUCUCAUGUGCUCACCACUCUCUUUGCCAUCACAUGUGCUCACCACUCUCUCUGCCAUCUCAUGUGCUCACCACUCCCUCUGCCAUCUCAUGUGCUCACCACUCUCUUUGCCAUCUCAUGUGCUCACCACUCUCUCUGCCGUCUCAUGAGCUCACCACUCUCUCUGCCAUCCCAUGUGCUCACCACUCUGUCAGCCAUCUCAUGUGCUCACCACUCUCUCUGCCAUCUCAUGUGCUCACCACUCUCUUUGCCAUCACAUGUGCUCACCACUCUCUCUGCCAUCUCAUGUGCUCACCACUCCCUCUGCCAUCUCAUGUGCUCACCACUCUCUUUGCCAUCUCAUGUGCUCACCACUCUCUCUGCCGUCUCAUGAGCUCACCACUCUCUCUGCCAUCCCAUGUGCUCACCACUCUGUCAGCCAUCUCAUGUGCUCACCACUCUCUCUGCCAUCUCAUGUGCUCACCACUCUCUUUGCCAUCACAUGUGCUCACCACUCUCUCUGCCAUCUCAUGUGCUCACCAUUCUCUCUGCCAUCUCAUGUGCUCACCACUCUCUCUGCCAUCCCAUGUGCUCACCACUCUCUUUGCCAUCCCAUGUGCUCACCACUCUCUCUGCCAUCCCAUGUGCACACCACUCUCUCUGCCAUCCCAGGUGCUCACCACUCUGUCUGCCAUCCCAUGUGCUCACCACUCUCUCUGCCAUCUCAUGUGCUCACCACUCUCUCUGCCAUCUCAUGUGCUCACCACUCUCUUUGCCAUCACAUGUGCUCACCACUCUCUCUGCCAUCUCAUGUGCUCACCACUCCCUCUGCCAUCUCAUGUGCUCACCACUCUCUUUGCCAUCUCAUGUGCUCACCACUCUCUCUGCCGUCUCAUGAGCUCACCACUCUCUCUGCCAUCCCAUGUGCUCACCACUCUGUCAGCCAUCUCAUGUGCUCACCACUCUCUCUGCCAUCUCAUGUGCUCACCACUCUCUUUGCCAUCACAUGUGCUCACCACUCUCUCUGCCAUCUCAUGUGCUCACCAUUCUCUCUGCCAUCUCAUGUGCUCACCACUCUCUCUGCCAUCCCAUGUGCUCACCACUCUCUUUGCCAUCCCAUGUGCUCACCACUCUCUUGUUGGUGUAAGGGCCUAA
Molecule: messenger RNA, 2454 nt
Organism: Closterium sp. NIES-65
Lineage: Eukaryota; Viridiplantae; Streptophyta; Zygnematophyceae; Desmidiales; Closteriaceae
Source: the annotation of a GenBank genome assembly